UGAAACAGGUCAGGACUGCAUGGCGCCCAACUUCAGUGGCUUUCUGGCCUGCCCUGCCGUCCAGGUUACCUGUUUCCCCAGGCCUAUCUGGAGAACCACUUUGGAGUUUGGAUGGGGGGUCCUCUUGAUGGCUACAAACACUACAUCUCCUGCAGCAUCUUCUCCCGGUGGCAUGUCCCUGUCUCUGUUACCUAUCGUUCUGCUGUCCGUGGCCCUGGCUGUGGGUCUUCCCGGCAAUGGCUUUGUGGUGUGGAGCAUCCUGAAAAGGAUGCAGAAACGCUCUGUCACCGCCCUGCUAGUGCUGAACUUGGCCCUGGCCGACUUGGCCGUGUUGCUUACUGCUCCCUUUUUCCUACACUUCCUGGCUCGGGGCACCUGGACUUUCAGAGUGACCGGCUGCCGCCUGUGUCACUAUGUCUGUGGGGUGAGUAUGUACGCCAGCGUCCUGCUUAUCACCAUCAUGAGCCUGGACCGCUCGCUGGCAGUGGCCCGCCCCUUCGUGUCCCAGAAGGUUCGCACUAAGGCGAUCGCGAGAUGGGUGCUGGCAGGCAUCUGGGUGCUGUCUUUUCUGCUGGCCACUCCCGUCCUUGUGUACCGUACAGUACUAAAACGGAGCAACAGGACUCUGAUCUGUGACUCGAAGUACCCCAGCGACGGGCAUAAGGCCUUCCACCUGCUCUUCGAGGCCUUCACGGGCUUCCUGCUGCCCUUCCUGGCGGUGGUGGCCAGCUACUCGGACAUCGGGCGCAGGCUGCAGGCUCGGCGCUUCCGCCGCAGUCGCCGCACCGGCCGCCUGGUGGCGCUCAUCAUCGUGGCCUUCGCCGCCUUUUGGUUGCCCUACCAUCUGGUGAACCUGGUGGAGGCUGGCCGCACGCUGGCGGGCGGGAGCAAAGACAGCCCCGCGGGGCAGCGUCUGAGGCUGGCCCUAGUGCUCAUCGCGCUGGCCUUCCUGAGCAGCAGCGUGAACCCGGUGCUGUACGCGUGCGCGGGCGGCGGCCUGCUGCGCUCGGCGGGCGUGGGCUUCGUGGUCAAGCUGCUGGAGGCCACUGGCUCCGAGGCGUCCAGCACCCGCCGCGGGGGCACCCUGGUCCAGACUCCGAAGGCCACCCCCGCCUGUCCCGAGCCGGGUCCCACCGACAGCCUCACGGCCUCCACCCUUCCUGAGUCUUCCAAGUGAGCUGCAGUCAGUCGGCUGCGCUGAAGACACUCCCACCUCGGGCCUGACCCACUUCUGUCCCUGGAGGAGAACAGGUUGCGGACUGGGCUCAAGCGGAAGAAGAGGGAGAGGUGGGGCGAGUCAGGGCAGAGAGACAGCAUGCUCUGGCCCGGCUUCUGCAGGCAGCUUUACCAUUAAAACUAGUGUGAAAUCAGGUUUA
Meriones unguiculatus (Mongolian gerbil) is the source of this 1376-nucleotide messenger RNA. RefSeq names its product leukotriene B4 receptor (gene Ltb4r). Gene Ontology annotation, biological process: phospholipase C-activating G protein-coupled receptor signaling pathway; complement receptor mediated signaling pathway; inflammatory response. NCBI's taxonomy places the organism in Eukaryota, Metazoa, Chordata, Mammalia, Rodentia, Muridae. Gene Ontology annotation, cellular component: plasma membrane. The record is from RefSeq and is a predicted model, not a curated record. Gene Ontology annotation, molecular function: complement receptor activity; leukotriene receptor activity.